UCCUUUAUGUCAACAAGCGUGAAAAAUACUGAUCAACAAAGAAAAUCAGACACAAUUGGUAAGAGCGAACCAGUAAAACCGAAGAAAAUCGAGCUUAGUUUCUCCUUUGAUAAGAAUGAAAAACAAGAUAGCAAAAAGAAAGGGAAAAAUGAAAAUGAGCACAGCCAAAAUAUCACCCAGUUACACCAAGAAAACAUCAAAUGCAGAAGACAUGAGUCUAGAAGGCAAUAGUAUGAAACCAGCAGCAAGAUUAAACAGUUCUUUUAAAGAGAUGAAGAAGAAACAUAAGACGCCGAGUACAAUGAAGAAAGUCAAGCAGAGUUUUGGCAAAUUCAAAGCUCCAAUGAAAAGCAAAGUAUCACCAAAUGGUUCAUACGUACAGACCUCGAUAUCUGAAGCAAAGGAGACAUUGCAAGAAGUUCUAGAAAUGUCGCAAUGCAAGGAUGCACGAGAUGAUGAUGAAAACUACGUUAGUAUAGAAUCACUGGAGAGCGAUAUCAGAGAUCUUUACGAUGAGUUGUCACAAUCUGCUGGAAUGGAGGACAACAACGAUCUUCAAGAGAGUGAUUGCGUUAGUAUGGAAUUCAUUGAAGAACAAAUUUCUAGAAAUUCAAGAAAGAAUAUUUCAAAGAAAAACUUAACGGACUCACCUGAAUUUUAA
Molecule: messenger RNA, 661 nt
Organism: Xenia sp. Carnegie-2017
Lineage: Eukaryota; Metazoa; Cnidaria; Anthozoa; Malacalcyonacea; Xeniidae
Exons: 3
Coding region: 116-661 (181 amino acids)
Source: RefSeq, a predicted model, not a curated record